GACAAGAGUUAAGCAAAAAAAUUAAUCCCAGAAUUAAUUGUAGGAUGAAGCAAGAGCACAGGUGCAGCUGCAGGUGGAGGCGACUCUAACAUAUAUAAGUCUGAUGGGUCACAUACAGAAGACAGUGAAGACUGAGGAACAUUUGAAGACUCUCAUUCAUCUGAAUCUCCAACAACAAAAACGUCUAAUAUCAGAAAUGAAGAGUGUAAAUGCAGUGAAGAUGUUGGCGGUGUUUGCUCUGGUUUUUCUGGUGUCCAGUGUGACUGAGGGACUGAUUAUCAGUAAAUGUGAGCUGAAGGAGAAGCUGGAGGCGACUCAGAUUCAGGUGAUUCGGGCCAUGGGAGACAAAAUGACCGUGAACGAUCUCAACGCUAGACUGGUCUGCUUGGCCGGCGCUACAGGCUUCAACACCAGCUUUGUCAAAAACAUCCCUGCCAAACCUAAAGAGCCCUUAAAUAGCAACUCCAUAAAACCGAACACGACGCGGCGUCCCGUCUGGCACCUGUACGGUGUGUUUCAGCUCAGUGAUCAGCUGGCCUGUGAUUCUGGCAUGAACCCAUCUCUCAAUGUCUGCAACACGAGCUGCACUGCUUUUACUGACGAUGACGUCACAGAUGACAUCGCCUGCCUGAAUACCAUUAUUAGCAGCAUUAAACCUAGACCGAAAAACAACAUCACUCUUCCACUUGUAACGCUGAGCACUAUUUUGGUGAAGGAGUGUCACUUUGUGGUUCCCUCUCAGUAUUUUGUGGAGUGUCCGAGUGGAACAACACCGUCGCCUGGAACAAUGCUGUGAUUUUACUCUCCUGACCUGCUGUAAUACUGUAGAUUUGAACCAGUCAACUACAGAAUCAUAUAGACUACCUAACUAACAAUGCUACAUACAGUCACAACAGUCUGAUGUUUCCACAGCAACUGCCUUUGAUUGAAUAAUGGUAAUGAGGUUGUUAUGAUGGUGGUGGGAUCUGUGCGAGUUUAAACAAUUUAAAGACUUUGAACAGGGGCUGCUUGUGCAUUAAUAAACUUUAUAUUAUUCCUGCAGUAUUGUAGAUGUUUGGUGGCAUUUCACAUUUCUGUCUACAACUGUAAUAAAGCAGUCUCUGUUCAUGAAAUCUCACUGUGCAUUCAUAAUACCUUACCUUAUUAUGAAUAAAGUAACUCUUCCAUUAGGACUCCACCUUCACUUGAUUGUUUUAGGCCUGGGACACACAAGACAAUUUUCAAAUUUUAAAACCAUGGGAGACAGACAUGAAGACAGUUUCAGCUGAUUUUUAGCCUGAACGCACACACAAGAUGAUUCGACCAGAC
Molecule: messenger RNA, 1308 nt
Organism: Cyprinus carpio (common carp)
Lineage: Eukaryota; Metazoa; Chordata; Actinopteri; Cypriniformes; Cyprinidae
Product: sperm acrosome-associated protein 5-like
Source: RefSeq, a predicted model, not a curated record